Molecule: messenger RNA, 974 nt
Organism: Leptosomus discolor (cuckoo roller)
Lineage: Eukaryota; Metazoa; Chordata; Aves; Leptosomiformes; Leptosomidae
Source: RefSeq, a predicted model, not a curated record
CCCCAAACUGCCACCCCCUGAGGCUGUGAAGUCAAAUCCCUCCAAGCGGCAUCGAGACCGGCUGAACCAGGAGCUGAACAAGCUGACAGGCUUGUUGCCCUUCCCUGAAGAUGUGCGCACCAGGCUUGACAAACUCUCUAUCCUACGACUGACUGUUGGAUACCUGAAGGUGAAGAGCUACUUGAUGGCCACAGCUAUGGACGUUGGUGACUGCAUGCUGGACCAGCCCAGAGCCCCAGGAGAGAACAGACGGAUGGAUCCACAGGUCGACAGGGAGCUGUUUCCUGAGGGGGAACUGCUGCUCCAGGCACUCAAUGGAUUUGUCAUCGCUGUGACUGGAGAUGGCUACAUCUUCUACAUCUCUCCUACUGUGCAGGACUACCUGGGCUUUCAUCAGUCAGAUCUCAUCUACCAGAGCGUGUAUGAGCUGAUCCAUGCUGACGACAGAGCUGCCUUCCGCCACCAGCUGCACAGGGCCCCGGCAUCUGGCAGCACCCAGCACGUUGCCGAUGCCUUUCCCACCGACCAGCCGCUGCUGCCUGGAUGCAGUGCAGCACCCAGACCACAGCACCUCCACCCCGAGAAGCCUUCCUUUGUGGAGAGGAGCUUCACCUGUCGCUUCCGCUGCUUGCUGGAUAACUCCUCGGGAUUUCUGGCCUUGAAUUUCCGCGGGCGCUUGAAAUUCCUUCUUGGACAGCAGAAGUCAACAUUGGACAGGUCCCCACUCGCUCUCUUCGCCAUCGCAACUCUCCUCCAGCCCCUCUCCAUCCUGGAGCUUCGGACCAAGACACUGAUCUUCCAGACAAAGCACAAGCUGGACUUCACUCCCAUGGCCUGUGAUUCCCGGGGGAAGGUCAUCCUGGGGUACACGGAAACGGAGCUGUGCAGGAGGGGAUCCGGGUACCAGUUUGUGCAUGCGGCCGACAUGAUGCACUGUGCAGAGAACCAUGUGAGAAGUGAGUGCUGGGGGUGGG